GAGAGAAGUAUAUGGUAUUCUGAAAUCUGAAGGCAUUUUACUUCCUCGCUAUGCAGUUUUGAAUCGUGAUCCAAACAAUCCCCAAGAAUGCAACUUGAUUGAAGGGGAAGAUCAUGUGGAAGUGAAUGGAGAAGUUUUCCAAAAGCCUUUUGUAGAAAAGCCAGUUAGUGCAGAGGACCACAAUGUUUACAUUUAUUAUCCAACAUCUGCUGGGGGUGGAAGCCAAAGGCUCUUCCUCUUCCGAAAGAUUGGCAGCAGAAGCAGUGUUUAUUCACCUGAAAGCAGUGUGAGAAAGACUGGCUCCUAUAUUUAUGAGGAAUUCAUGCCUACAGAUGGCACUGAUGUGAAGGUGUACACAGUAGGUCCAGACUACGCUCAUGCUGAAGCUCGGAAGUCUCCAGCUCUGGAUGGUAAGGUAGAACGAGAUAGUGAAGGAAAAGAAGUGAGGUAUCCAGUCAUCCUGAAUGCAAGAGAGAAGUUAAUUGCUUGGAAAGUAUGCCUUGCCUUUAAACAAACAGUUUGUGGCUUUGAUUUGCUGCGUGCUAAUGGACAGUCCUAUGUCUGUGAUGUGAAUGGCUUCAGUUUUGUGAAAAACUCCAUGAAAUACUAUGAUGAUUGUGCUAAGAUCCUGGGAAAUAUCAUAAUGAGAGAACUUGCUCCCCAGUUUCAGAUACCAUGGUCGAUUCCUUUGGAAGCUGAAGACAUCCCUAUUGUGCCAACUACUUCUGGAACAAUGAUGGAGCUUAGAUGUGUUAUAGCUGUAAUACGCCAUGGGGACCGAACACCAAAACAAAAAAUGAAAAUGGAAGUAAAACAUCAGAAAUUCUUUGAUCUCUUUGAAAAAUGUGAAGGAUAUAAAUCUGGAAAACUGAAACUAAAAAAACCAAAACAGUUGCAGGAAGUGCUUGAUAUAGCAAGGCAACUCCUUGUAGAGCUUGGGCAAAACAAUGAUUCUGAAAUUGAAGAAAGUAAAGCAAAACUUGAACAGCUAAAGACUGUGUUAGAAAUGUAUGGGCGGUUUUCAGGCAUAAAUCGCAAAGUGCAGUUAACAUAUCUUCCUCAUGGCUGCCCAAAGACUUCCAGUGAAGAGGAAGAUAAUAGAAGAAAUGAGCCAUCCCUGCUUCUGGUUCUAAAAUGGGGAGGAGAAUUGACCCCUGCAGGCAGGGUUCAAGCAGAGGAGCUUGGAAGAGCUUUCAGGUGUAUGUAUCCAGGUGGACAAGGAGAUUAUGCUGGAUUUCCUGGAUGUGGUUUACUUAGAUUACAUAGCACUUACCGACACGAUCUCAAAAUCUACGCUUCCGAUGAGGGACGAGUUCAGAUGACUGCAGCAGCUUUUGCAAAGGGACUACUGGCCUUAGAGGGAGAGCUGACUCCUAUUCUUGUCCAGAUGGUAAAAAGUGCUAAUAUGAAUGGUCUGCUGGACAGUGACAGCGAUUCCUUAAGCAGCUGUCAGCAUCGUGUAAAAGCGAGACUCCAUGAAAUUCUACAGAGAGACAGAGAAUUUACUGCUGAUGACUAUGAUAAGCUUACUCCAUCUGGAAGCGUCUCCUUGAUAAAGUCAAUGCAGGUUAUUAAAAAUCCUGUAAAGACAUGUGACAAGGUCUAUUCCUUGAUCCAGAGCUUGACUUCUCAGAUCAGGCAAAGAAUGGAAGAUCCAAAGUCUGCAGAUAUUCAGCUGUACCACAGUGAAACACUAGAACUGAUGCUGCGCAGGUGGGCCAAGCUGGAGAAGGACUUCAAGACAAAAAAUGGAAGAUAUGAUAUCAGCAAAAUUCCUGAUAUUUAUGACUGUAUAAAAUAUGACGUGCAACACAAUGGGUCCUUAAAAUUAGAUAAUACAAUGGAAUUAUACAGACUUUCCAAGGCUUUAGCUGACAUUGUGAUCCCUCAGGAAUAUGGUAUUUCUAAGGCUGAGAAACUAGAGAUUGCCAAAGGUUACUGCACUCCUCUAGUUAGAAAAAUCCGUUCUGACCUUCAGAGAACUCAAGAUGAUGAUACUGUAAAUAAGCUUCAUCCUCUUUACUCCAGGGGCGUGAUGUCCCCUGAACGCCACGUUCGUACGCGGCUGUAUUUCACCAGUGAGAGUCAUGUCCACUCCCUGCUAUCCACCCUUCGUUACGGUGCCUUAUGUGAUGAAUCAAAAGAUGAACAAUGGAAACGAGCAAUGGAUUAUUUAAAUGUUGUCAAUGAACUCAAUUACAUGACACAGAUUGUCAUCAUGCUUUAUGAGGAUCCAAACAAGGAACUUUCUUCAGAAGAGCGUUUUCAUGUGGAGCUGCACUUUAGCCCAGGAGCCAAAGGCUGUGAGGAAGAUAAAAAUUUACCAGCUGGAUAUGGAUACAGACCUGCCUCCAGAGAGAAUGAAGGCUCGACUAAAACCUCUCACAGAAACGAUAGUGAUGAGGAGGCACACACUCCUAAAAGAGAUGAAACGGAUCGGUCAGUAGUGAUGUUCAAGCCAAUGGUAUCAGACCCAAUUCACAUACACAGAAAGUCACCCCUUCCAAGAUCCAGGAAGAUUGGUUCUGUUGAAGAAGAGAGCCCCCUGAGUGUGUCUAGCCCAGAGUGUAUUGGUACUUGGCUGCAUUACACCAGUGGUGUGGGUACUGGGCGUCGAAGACGCAGAUCAGGGGAACAAAUCACUUCUUCCCCUGUCUCCCCUAAAUCAUUGGCUUUCACAUCCAGUAUUUUUGGCUCAUGGCAACAGGUCCUAUCAGAAAGCAAUACUAACUUACGAACACCGAGAACUAUUCUGGAACAAAAGCAGAGUAGUCUAGGGUCUCACUGUGCGGGCCUGUUUAGCACCUCGGUACUCGGGGGUUCUUCAAGUGCACCUAACCUACAGGAUUAUGCUCGUACUCAUCGUAAAAAGCUGACUUCUUCUGGCUUCAUAGAUGACACCACACGCGGUUCUGCUGUUAAAAGGUUUUCUAUCUCAUUUGCUCGACACCCAACCAAUGGUUUUGAACUAUAUUCCAUGGUGCCUUCUAUUUGUCCUUUGGAAACUCUACACAACUCCUUGUCUCUGAAGCAGGUGGAUGAAUUUCUUGCCUCUGUUGCUGCCCCACCAAGGGAAAAUCUACAGGAGACAUCUUCUCCAACUUACACGAUUCCACUGUCAGGAAGAAAAAUUUCUUUAAAUACAUAUACCCCAGCAAAAAUCCAACCAACACCACUUGAAACUUUUCCUGAAAGGCUAGCAAUAGAGAAACCAACUUUAUCUAACCCUGGAUCUGCUGCUUCUUCAUCUAAUGUUAAGCUCUCUCUCCAAGAGACCUCACUAAAUGUAGAACUUAGUGGUGAGACUCUUUCUGAGAAGAAAUGA
Messenger RNA from Merops nubicus (carmine bee-eater), 3325 nucleotides. RefSeq names its product diphosphoinositol pentakisphosphate kinase 2 (gene PPIP5K2). The record is from RefSeq and is a predicted model, not a curated record. NCBI's taxonomy places the organism in Eukaryota, Metazoa, Chordata, Aves, Coraciiformes, Meropidae. Gene Ontology annotation, biological process: inositol phosphate biosynthetic process; inositol metabolic process. The transcript is spliced from 27 exons. Gene Ontology annotation, molecular function: diphosphoinositol pentakisphosphate kinase activity; 5-diphosphoinositol pentakisphosphate 1-kinase activity; inositol hexakisphosphate kinase activity. Gene Ontology annotation, cellular component: cytosol. The annotation marks the transcript as partial.